This is a messenger RNA of Prinia subflava (tawny-flanked prinia), 2695 nucleotides long. RefSeq names its product early activation antigen CD69-like. Lineage: Eukaryota; Metazoa; Chordata; Aves; Passeriformes; Cisticolidae. Bases 95 to 907 code for a protein of 270 amino acids. The transcript is spliced from 5 exons. The record is from RefSeq and is a predicted model, not a curated record.
CGCUGACCUCUCCUCAUGUCCCUUUCAGUGCCACCAGCGCGGGUGUGAAGCUGUUCCCGAGGCCGAUCUCCGAAAGGCUUUUUCAGCACUCCUGAUGUCUCCGGAGCAAGGGGCUGUUUGUUCCCAGCAGAGAGAUGCCGGCUGUGAGCUGGAGGAGAGCGAAUUGUGCUCCGAUCAUGGAGUUGUGAAGGAGCUCCUGCAUCUCCAGGAGGGACCAGCAGCUGGGGUUCCACACUUGCCUGGGGUGCAAGAAGCCACUUGUCAUGACCAGGGGGAUGCCACUUGUGAGUGUGCAGUGAGUGAAGCUGUGGAGAAUGGAUUGUGCAGCAGUGAUGGGAGUGUGGGGGAGCCCCUGGGUCCCCAGGGAACAUCAACACCCGGCAAUGCACACAGAAGGAUCCUCAGAAGAUUCCUGGGCAAGCGGUUCAGGUCCCAUCCUGUGCCCGUGUUGGUGCUGGUUGUGCUCGUGUUGCUGGUGCCGGCUUUGGUGGUGGCCUUGGCUGUGCAGUCAGCCCCACAGUUUCCAGUCACACCUGCGACUCCGCUCUUGGUUCUGGCCUGUCCCUCUGGCUGGGUUGGCUACAAUGGGAUCUGCUACUACUUCUCCAGGGAUUCCAGCACCUGGGAGCAGGGUCAGGAACGGUGCUCCGAGCUCGGGGCCUCCCUGGCCAUUGUCCAGGAUGAGGACGUGGGUUUGCUCUUCCGCCUCCGCGGGAACGUCGAUUACUGGCUGGGGCUGCGCAGACGGGGCCAGCGCCUGCACUGGGGGGACGGCAGCAACUUCAGCUCCUGGGUUCAUGUCCUUGGCAAUUCCGAGUGUGUGUACCUGGCUGACAAUAAAUUGGUGAGUGAGGGCUGCUCCAAUGAGCGGCCGUACCUGUGCAGCAAGGCCCAAGCUCCCCUGUGACAGGGGCUGCAGAAAGGACCUUCUCCACGCUGGGCAGUGCCAGCUUCACCUCUCAGCCCGGCACAGGCUCUCCUUGCUCAGCUGCAGCCUGUGCCUUGCCCUCACUCUCAGGGUCACCUCCAUGCCUGUUCCUCGCCACUGCCAAGGCCGGGCUGGGUGUCCAAAGGAAAAGUCUCUGCAAUCCCUCCUGGCCCCGGUGCUGCCUGCAGGGAGGGCAUUGCCCCCGUGACACCCCCAGCUUUCAAGGGAAAUUCAAAUUUCCGUGUGCACUUGGAAAUCAUGCCGAACUUUCCUGAAGCUGAGCCAUUUGGACUGUGCUUGACAGAGGAAGAACAGCUGACACGUGCUGAGAGGGAAUCCUGCUUUUGGCUUCAGGCCCCUGACUGUGAAGAAUGCUCUGUCACCUGCUGGCUCCUUGUCUCUCCCUCGGCUUUGGGGGAGGACGAUCGGAGCUGCUGCUUGGGGAGGGGAUUCACUGCCGCUGCCAUAAUCCAGGCUGGAACUGUGUUUGUGUUCUGUUUGUUGUUAAAGCUUUAUUUGGGGUUUUUAAGAGAUGUACAGAUGUACAGAUGUAUUGAUAAUGCAUUGAUGCAUUAUUUUAUUUACUUUUUUCAAACCAAAACAGCCCCAUCCCUCUGUGGCACUCUGUGGGGAGGAGGGAGGGAGGGAAUCAAGGAUCAAGUGGAGCCCAGGAAGGAGAGAGCAGAGUGGGGAGGGUGCGUCUUUAGGAUCUGACCAGCUUCUCAUUCCCUUCCUCUGAUUUGUUUGCUGAUGAAUUCAAUGAAUUUCCCCAGUCCAGGCCUGUUAUGCCCAUGAUGGCUGAGAGAUCUCUCGCUGCCUUUAUGGAGACCGUCGAGCCUUUCCUGAUGUGUUCUCUUCCCUGCCCAGGGGCAGGAGCAGGGGGACAGAGCGGUUCUGCUGGCACCGGGCACCUGGCCGUGCCCAGCCCAGCCCAAGAAUCCCUGCCAGAAUUCACUGCAGCAUUUCCCGGCCCCACGGCAGGUCCGGCUCCGCGGGCAGGCGGCUCCAGGAGUUGCAAGUGGGCAAAACGAGGCCGAGGGAGAGGAGGCAGGUGGUGCCCGUGGGUGAAAUGUCUUUGCUGCGAGCUGGCAGGGAGAGGAGGAGGGAGAUGGUGGUGCAGAGCAAAAAGGAGAGGAAGAGGCUCGUGAAAAACGAGGUUACCUUUCCUAGAAAAAUUUAGAAUUAAAAAAAGAGAAUUAGGAAACAGAAUAUAGGAAUUUUUAUAUGGGCGGGUGACUUGGCAUUCUGCCAAGGACACACAGUAAUGAAAAGGCUCCUUCCUUAAAAGUAUCAGCCUGUUCCAUCUUUAUAAAUCCGCAUACAUGAUUCAAACAUUUCUUUUGAAUGUGAAUUUCUUUGUUCAGUUUCAUCUCCCCCAAUCAUUUUGUCUGGUAGAUCUAUCUGAGAGUGGCUCCAUGUUGUCUGAUAGCAUAGGUUUCAUAAAUCCUUCUCCUGGGGCUUUGGUCCUCUUCACUUGGAUAAGAUACUGGUAAGAGAGGUUCAAUAAUUCCUUCUUGUAGCUUUUGGUCAGUAAUCUUCAUUUGGUUAAUUCAGGAAUGCAGGAGGAUUCCCCAUCUACCUUCUAGUGGGGGUUUGAUUCACUCUGGUCACUUGGUUUGACUGGUUACAAAAAUCUUUACAACUCAGAAAAAGGAAAUAUACAUUCAUCACAUUUCUAAACACUGUUAAUAAUAAAAGAAAAUACAGUAAAAUCUUCCCACAUUAUACAUAUAGUAUUGAUCUGAAUAUUUGCGAAAAGCCAACUUU